AUGGCGCUUGGCGAUUUCCUCCAGGACUCAAGCUACGGAGGAUCAUGGGCUGAUGAGGUCGAGGAUACGUUCAGCACUCAGGCUCUGCCCGCCCCCGAGCGCGCUGGCUACCGUCCCAGCCAAGGUGGCUGGGGUAGCGGCGGCGGCGGCGGCGGCGACCGUUCUGAGCGAAGAGACUACGGCGGCUACUCUUCCAUCCGCGAAAACCUUCCCCAGAAGCUUCCCGAGAGACCCCCUUACACUGCCCACCUGGGCAACUUGUCGUACGAUGCUACCGAGGAGACUGUCAACGAGUUCUUUGAGGGUUGCGACAUCAUCAGCGUCCGCAUCAUUGAGGACCGCGAGCAGCAGCGCCCCAAGGGUUUCGCUUACGCCGAGUUCAAGGACCUCGAGGGACUGAAGCAGGCUCUGACUCUGGAUGGCCAGACCUUCCAGGGGCGUGCUAUCAGAAUCAAGAUUGCUGACCCUCCCCGCAGCGGUGACCGUGGCGGUGAAUCCAGCCGCGACUUCAGCGACUGGUCCCGUAAGGGUCCCCUUCCCGACUUGCCCGGACGUGGUGGCAACGACCGUCGCCCCUCCGACUUUGGCGAGCGCCGUGGACCUCGUGAGCCUCGCGAGCCCCGCGAGGAUGACGGCAAGGUCCGUGACUUCGGCAACUGGGAGCGUAGAGGUCCCCUUUCUCCCGUUGCUCCCAAGGAGACUGGCUCCCGCGAAGGCAGCCGCCCUCGUACCAACGACGGACCCCGUGAGUUCCGUGACCGUCGUCAGUCUCCCGCCGCCUGGGGUGAAGGUCAGGCCCCCCGUCAGGACUCUCGCCCUCCCCGCCCUGAGCGCGUCCCCACUGCUGCCGAGAAGGACAACCAGUGGAGAUCCAACAUGCGCCCCGACGCUGCUGGCAAGUCCGGCAGCCAGUCUCGCGACGGCAGCGAGGCCCCCUCUUCUCCUGCCGCCGCUCCUGCCGCCCCCGUCGGCCGCCCCAAGUUAAACCUGGCCAAGCGUACCGUCUCCGAGGCUCCCGACGUACUGUCCCCCUCUGGCAAUGACUCCAAGGCCAGCCCCUUCGGUGCCGCUCGUCCCAUUGACACUGCCGCGAAGGAGCGUCUGAUUGAGGAAAAGAAGCAGCAACAGCUGAAGGAGAAGCGUGAGGCCGAGGAGAAGGCCAAGGAGGAGCGCCGUCUCGCCAAGGAGGCUGCCGCCAAGGAGGCUGAGGAGAAGGCUGCGCAAGAGGCCGCUGCCGCGGCUAAUGGCGAGAGCAAGGAGGCUGAGGAGGCCCCCAAGGAGGACGCUCCUCAGGAAGGCGAGGCCCCCAAGGAGACCAGCGGCUCCGACGAGCAGAAGGUGCCCAUCCGAUCUAGGGAGCCCAGGGAGCCCAGGGAGCCCAGAGAGCCCAGAGAACCCAAGGAGGCACCCAAGUCUCGCGCUGCCGAGGCCAACAGCUGGAGAUCAGCUGGUGCCCCUCGUGGCCCCCCGGGUGGACCUCGCGGUGGUCGUGGUGGAGCCCGUGGCGGCGGCCGAUUUGAAGGUCGCGAAGGUGGCCGCGAGGGUGGCCGUGAGGGUGGUCGUGAAGGUCGCCCCGCUCGCUCUAACGGCCCUGCCGCCGAGAAGCAGUCGCCCGCUUCCCCGUCCGCUGAGCCUGCCGACUCUGCUGCCCCUGUCGAAGACGACGGUUGGACCACAGUCCCUAACAAGGGCCGUCGCAACGUUGGCCCCCGGGGCGCUGCCUAG
This is a messenger RNA of Colletotrichum spaethianum, 1725 nucleotides long. Its product is annotated as putative RWD, RING finger and WD repeat-containing protein. The coding region runs from base 1 to 1725 and encodes 574 amino acids. NCBI's taxonomy places the organism in Eukaryota, Fungi, Ascomycota, Sordariomycetes, Glomerellales, Glomerellaceae. The record is from RefSeq and is a predicted model, not a curated record. The transcript is spliced from 5 exons. Gene Ontology annotation, molecular function: RNA binding.